CCUGUCAAGAAACGUAUGAGACUUAACGAACCACCCACCACCGACAAAGCACUAGUUUCCGCAUCAGACAAUACAAAGUACAAGGGAGUUGUUCAGCAUCAGAACGGUCACUGGGGUGCUCAGAUUUACGUAGACCACAAACGGAUAUGGCUCGGGACUUUCAAAUCAGCUGCUGAAGCCGCCAUGUCUUAUGACAGCGCAUCCAUCAAGCUUCGAACUUUCGACGCAAACUCGCAAAGAAACUUCCCAUGGUCUGAUUUAACGGUCCACGAACCGGUGUUUCAAAAAGGCUACACAACAGAAGCCGUGCUGAACAUGAUCAAAGACGGUUCUUACCAACGCGAGUUCAAAGAGUUUCUCAAAAACCGUUCUCAGAUUGUAUCAAAACAGAACCGAAGAGAUGAAGAAUCCAACAAGCAGUUCUCAUGCACGCAGCUUUUUCAGAAGGAACUGACAGCGAGCGAUGUCGGGAAACUCAACAGGCUUGUGAUACCUAAGAAGUAUGCGGUGAAGUAUUUGCCUUUCAUAAGCGAAAGAGAAGAGGGCGAAAUAGUAGAAGAUGUUGAGGUUGUGUUUUAUGACAGAGAGAUGAGACAAUGGAAGUUUAGGUAUUGUUACUGGAGUAGUAGCCAGAGUUUUGUCCUUACCAGAGGAUGGAUCGGUUUCGUUAAGGAGAAGAGACUCAAGGAGAAAGAUGUGAUCACUUUUUACACUUGUGAUGUUCCGACAUUAGAAGGUCAGAGCAAAAAGUUCUUGAUGAUUGAUGUUCAUUACUUUUCAGACAACGACUCAGCGGUCACUGAUGAGGAAGUAAACAAGACAGUUCAUAACAGCUUUGAUGAUGUAAUGAAACCAGAGAUUAACUCGAAGUUAGGAGGUGAAGAAGAAGCCAAACCAGAGGAGAUCAAAGGAGGUUUUAUGUUGUUUGGUGUUAGGAUCCAAUAG
Molecule: messenger RNA, 945 nt
Organism: Brassica oleracea var. oleracea
Lineage: Eukaryota; Viridiplantae; Streptophyta; Magnoliopsida; Brassicales; Brassicaceae
Product: AP2/ERF and B3 domain-containing transcription factor At1g51120-like
Exons: 1
Coding region: 16-945 (309 amino acids)
Biological process (GO): regulation of DNA-templated transcription
Molecular function (GO): DNA-binding transcription factor activity; DNA binding
Source: RefSeq, a predicted model, not a curated record